Molecule: messenger RNA, 1062 nt
Organism: Esox lucius (northern pike)
Lineage: Eukaryota; Metazoa; Chordata; Actinopteri; Esociformes; Esocidae
Gene: syce3
Product: synaptonemal complex central element protein 3
Exons: 3
Coding region: 272-661 (129 amino acids)
Biological process (GO): synaptonemal complex assembly; spermatogenesis; reciprocal meiotic recombination
Source: RefSeq, a predicted model, not a curated record
GGGAGUGAGAAGACUUCAACUUAUCGUUUACUUUGAGGGAACUUUGCGCCUCCGUGUGGAAAGAAAUGGCAUUGCCUCUUCUUGUAAAGCACUACGCCGCGUCAAUACUCAAACCCAGUGCUCCGUAAAUGAACCUGCUAAGACAAGCGUUAACAUUUCAAAUAGCACUAGGCGGUUUUUUCAUUCGCGCGUGGGGGAAAAUCACUACAAGAGAAAAGGAACAAACAACCGAGGGAUCACGGAAAAGACAGCUAGUUAAAGCAAAUCCUAAAUGGCCGAUUCUUCUUCAUCCGGUGACCAUCAAGAAAACUGCGGUGAAGAAGUAAUGCGGUUGAACAAGGAUUUAGAGAGAAUGAUUGAAGAUGUAGAAAACAUAUCAGUUCAGCUGACAUGGAUGGCCUAUGACAUGGUGGUGCUGCGGACCAGUCCCGAUCUGGGGAACUCCCUACGGAGACUGGAAGAGGAGUUUCUCCACUGUAGGGCUGUUGUCUGCCACACCCCUGAGGAACUAGAGCACAUCCAGGGACUGAGACAAGGCCAGGGGACAAAUGUGGCAGGACAAAUCACAAUGAUAUGGCCUGAGGACGGGGCUGGGGAAAGACCAGGGGCUGACCCACGGGAUAGAGCUGGGGCAAAGGAUGGGGCUGAAGGACCAUCUUAAACCAUCCUCCACCUUACAUAAAGAGAUUCAUGAUUCUCUAGGAUUGCCUUUUUUUAAUCUGUAUUAAAAGUUAGUAGCCUGCCCAAGUAUGUUUUGUUUAGAGUUGUUAAAAUUGUAGCUAUGUACACUAAAAAUAUAUCUUCCCAGCAACUGUCUUUCAAUGACACUGCUGUUUGUACAACAAACCACUGGAGUUAGACAAUAUACUUUAUUUUUCUGGCUCAACAUUGCAUUUAGUCUAAGCAGAGCUUCAGGCAAUUUUAUGGUUGUGUUAUAUGCUGGUUUUUGUUGUGUGGUGUACCCAGUAAUUGACUGCGUGUCCCAUCUGUGGAAAGAGUUUUCCAAGCACUUGGGAAUGUUGUUGUUUAUUAAUAUGAAUGAGUAGUUCACCUGUUAUUUGG